This is a messenger RNA of Scomber japonicus (chub mackerel), 2886 nucleotides long. It is a transcript of the gene pgap4, whose product is annotated as post-GPI attachment to proteins GalNAc transferase 4. Lineage: Eukaryota; Metazoa; Chordata; Actinopteri; Scombriformes; Scombridae. The coding region runs from base 473 to 1657 and encodes 394 amino acids. Gene Ontology annotation, cellular component: Golgi membrane. Gene Ontology annotation, molecular function: glycosyltransferase activity. Gene Ontology annotation, biological process: GPI anchor biosynthetic process. The record is from RefSeq and is a predicted model, not a curated record. The transcript is spliced from 2 exons.
UAGUAGAUACAGUACGGUGUUUUCUCUGUGCAUUAUUUCCUGGCACCUGUAGUUGGAGUAUAACGGUAUUUAAGUGCGGGUUAUUCCCCCGCGCCUGUAUUCAGAGUAUUACGAUAUUUAAGUGCGCAUCAGUGGCCGGCGGUGCCGUAAUGGAGCCGUGCGCUCUGUCACCAGACCUUUGAUUUUUUAGGACAUGGCAGCCAUCAUCUCUCUCCAGCUGCAGCUCUCCAACUCUCCACUGCAGAACAGAAACAGACGACCAGGGCCGGGCUGAAAUACUCACGUCUCCGUUUACAACAAGAACAAGUGCCAAAACUCCAGAUAUGACUUCACUCCAGUUUCAUCAGGUUUCACCACUGCAUGCUGAGACGCUGUAGAUGUUGAGCUGUUCUCAGUCUGGUAAAACCCCCCUCCUUCAUCAGUCGUCUGACGUCCUUCUGCCACUGGGUGGUUCCACCCAGCUGAGUCACCGAUGCCUCGAUGGAAAGCCUUCUUCAGUCAGUAUUUACGAUGGUCGAGCACCGUCACUCAAGCCCUCGUCCUGGCCGUCAUCACUUUUUGUGUGGUUCUGCCUCUGUCCUGCCACCGGCUGCUUUACUCGUACUACUUCAUCAAGUCCAUGUACCUGGACUCCAUGAGCGAGGAAGUCCUGCGGGAAAGCCUGGACCGAGGUCAGGACGCUCUGCGCUUCUGGCAGAGCACUUCCAACGUGGUGGCUUCCAGAUUCAGCGACAUUGCCCAGCAUCCUGAGCUGCUGGUUACCGUGGUGACCGCCAGGCGGAGCGAGGGGCGGGACUUCCACUACCUGCUUCAGGUGAUGAGGCGGCUGAGCAACCUAUUGGGAGGCUGCGGGGAGCGGCGGUGUGCAGAGGUUCUGGUCUGUGACGUGGAAAAUGGCCCGUAUGAAAACCAGGACGCCAAGCUGUUGGAGCGCCACUUCCGGGUGAUUCGGCGAUCACCUCUGGAGCGGCAGAGGAACUCUCUUAACACCUUUGAGAAGGAGAAGAGGGAUUACGUCUUUUGCCUGCGGAAAGGACGGGAGCUGGUGAAACCCAAACACAUGGUGGUCCUGGAGGAUGAUGCGUUGCCAAAAGAGGACUUUUUCACAGUGGUGAAGGAUUUGCUUUCACGUCGCUUCUCUCUCCAGACUCUUUACGUCAAGCUGUAUCACCCUGAACGACUGCAGCGCUACUGGAACCCUGAACCCUACCGCAUCCUGGAGUGGGUUGGACUCGGGAUCAUCGGAGCCACAGCCCUCCUCCUCACCUUUCCUUAUUGGAAUCCUUGUUCUUUCUCCUUCACGCUGUCAGCCACCCACUUUGUCUUCUUCAUGCUUUACUUCAUGGCUGCUGCUGAGUUGGUGGGGCGACACUACUUCCUGGAGGUGCGUCGACUUUCCCCACAGUUCUACGCCGUCUCUCCGGCCACCGAGUGCUGCACGCCGGCCAUGCUGUACCCCGGCAAUGCCUCUCUCAGGGUGGCCGAGUACCUGGACGCCUCAUUCUGUGUCAAAGGAAACGCCAAAGACAUGGUUCUGUAUCGGAUGGCCAGAACGAUCCCUGGGGAAAGUUCUCACAGCGUGGAACCCAACCUCAUCACUCACAUCGGGGCCUAUUCGUCAGUCAGGCCGAACCCACUCAGGCCCAGACUCCUCUGACACGGAGCAACCAGGAGGAUUUAAUCAUGUUCCUCCUCACAUGGUUCAGUGUUUUUGAGUUUUUUUGUGCCAUGUUACCUUCUGGAUUCUUUCUAUCACAGCGAGUGUUGGUUGGUUUGGUCAUUUGCAAGUGAAACGUUGUCAAGGCAACAAGGUGAAAAGCAGGUUACGAUUAGUUGAAACGUAUUUUUAGAUUUAAAAAUUCAACUAAACUUUCUCUUAUCAUUUGAAAGACAACAUAUCAGUCUGUUACAGGUCUCACUAUAGAGUUUUUACCUCUUGUAGCUACUUCUACACAUAUACAGGUGAAGCAUUAAACAUUCCUAACAAUGGUUUGGCUCUUCUGUGCCAACAAACGCAGCGAUCCACAAACAAAAGACUGCGAGCUAGUAAACAAACUCCAAACAGUUCAUUGUGGUUUCGGACAGAACUUUGCAUCUUUUCAUCAGCAAAUCACCAAAUCCUGUCUCACUGAGCUGUGAUUGCAGUUUAAAACCGGACAUAAUCUCAUUACCGUUGGAAAAUAUCAUUGAAUCAGUUUUUGGGCGGCUUUCAUGUUUUUUCUACACUGCUGGAGGAUCACACAUGCUGCUGGACUGUUGGGAUGUUUCUACUGCCUGUGCUAACGCUACUCCUCAGAAACCCAUCAGACGCUGUCAAAACACAUCAUCAUCAUCAUCAUCCAUCAUCAUCAUCAUCAUCAUCAUCAUCAUCAUCAUCAUCAUCAUCAUCAUCAUCAUCAUCAUCAUCAUCAUCAUCAUCAUCAUCAUCAUCCACCUGUUAAACUUAUUCAACAUCUAGAUUUUUACUCGUCAAGAUGUCACAUGGAUAAUGGUGAGAUCUUUUAAAGGAUGUGUUCACUGUUAGCUUAAGAGAAAAAAAAGGGUUGGGCUUCAAUUGUAUUUCACUGAAUGUCUCCAGCACAGAUUAUCUUGAGCCAUCACUGGUUUGCAAAGGGGCCGAUUAACCAGACUUCAGCUAAAAGUUUAAUUUAAGAUACUAUGACCUAAAGUGAAUUUGCUAUGGGAAAUUAAAGCUAAGAACAUACAUUAGCUUUAGAGCACAACUCCAUCCAAAAUGGAUCUAGUAAAUGAAACCCAACUCUAAAUAUUAUCUCCCAUCAAGUAUAAUCAUAUCAGAAGUUCAUUAAAAGAUGUUUCCCAAUGUGACGAUCGAUGUGGCCUUCCAACUAAAACCUCACAGAUAUCUUCAUCCUCUCAGGUUGAUAA